CAAGAGCGUAGGGAUUGGGAGUGUUGUACGUGUUGUAGACCCCGGUGAAUUUGUGGCCGCGUGCAGCAAGACGGUAUUAUCAUUUUCGACGGCGUGCGAGACGUUUUUUAAACCGUGGCAUUAUCACAGUAUACGUAUGUAUGGUAUUAUCUGGUAACAUCCACGCGAGUAGCUGUAGAAACAGUAAUCAAAAUAGUGAAGAAACAAAGGUGGCCUGGUGAAGUCAGCUGCUUGAGGUGUCAGGCAGGUCAGAAGGAAACGCAACAAUUCCUGUUGCGUGACUUCUGGAAUAUUGUAAGAAUGUGAUAUGGGAAGUGGAGAAUACGCAAUGAUCAUGAAGCUGUCAGAACAGAAGUCGGAGGGAGAAGAAGAGUAUUUCCCAAAUUUGAAGAUUUUGCCUUCGAAUGACCAGGUUAAAGAAUUGCAGACGAUUUUACGUGACAGAAAUACCAGUAGAAGUGAUUUUAAGUUUUAUGCAGACCGUUUGAUCAGGCUGGUCAUUGAAGAAAGUUUGAACCAGUUGCCUUUCACAAAAUGUGAAGUGAUUACCCCAACUGGAGCUCUUUACCAAGGCCUGAAGUAUCAGAAAGGGAAUUGUGGUGUGAGCAUAGUAAGAAGUGGUGAAGCCAUGGAACAGGGCCUUAGAGACUGCUGUAGGUCUAUAAGAAUUGGGAAGAUAUUAGUGGAAUCUGAUGUGGAUACACAUGAAGCAAGAGUUGUUUAUGCUCGAUUCCCAGAGGACAUAGCUGAUCGGAAAGUGCUCCUAAUGUACCCAAUUAUGAGCACUGGCAACACAGUAAUAAAGGCUGUUGCUGUACUUAAAGAGCAUCAUGUUCUUGAAGAGAACAUUAUUUUAUCAAAUUUAUUUUGCACCCCUUUUGCAGCCCAGAUGGUUACCACUACAUUUCCACAGAUGAAAAUAUUGACUUCUGAAGUUCAUCCUGUAGCACCGAAUCUGUUUGGACAGAAGUAUUUUGGAACAGAUUAAGGUUACCGUUGUUUUUGUUCACUUCUAUGUGCUUUACAAUUAGACAAAGUAUUAUUUAUGAAUUUAUGUACUUAAAUUGCUUAGUCUAGUGUUUGAUUUUGCCACUAAAUGAAAUGUUUGUAAAAUUUGUUUAUUUAAUAAAAGGUAUGUUGAUAUGUGUGUUUCUA
Gryllus bimaculatus (two-spotted cricket) is the source of this 1155-nucleotide messenger RNA. The record is from the annotation of a GenBank genome assembly. Lineage: Eukaryota; Metazoa; Arthropoda; Insecta; Orthoptera; Gryllidae.